Molecule: messenger RNA, 1416 nt
Organism: Coffea eugenioides
Lineage: Eukaryota; Viridiplantae; Streptophyta; Magnoliopsida; Gentianales; Rubiaceae
Exons: 2
Coding region: 1-1416 (471 amino acids)
Source: RefSeq, a predicted model, not a curated record
AUGUAUGUUAAGCUUGAAUCUCAAAGACUAGAUUUUUUUAGAUCACAACAAGAGGAAAUAAGGAGAGAGUUUUUGCAAGGAUUACAAGACUCUGUGGCUACUGGUGAAACACAGGCAGCAAAUAUUGGUCAGAGAAUUUUUUUACCGGCAAGCUUUAUUGGAGGGCCAAGAAAUAUGAGAAGAAAAUACAUAGAUGCAAUGACUUUGGUCCAAAAAUUUGGUAAACCGGAUAUCUUCUUGACCAUGACUUGCAAUCCUAAUUGGCCAGAAAUAAAAGAACACCUAAUUGAAAAAGAAGAAGCACAGAAUCACCCUGAUUUGAUUGUAAGAGUCUUUCGUGCUAAAUUUGAAGAAUUAAAAAAUGAAAUCCUGAAGAAAAAUAUUUUUGGUGAAGUGGCAGCCUAUACAUAUGUUAUAGAGUUUCAAAAAAGAGGCUUGCCACAUGCACACUUCCUCUUAAUUUUGAAAUCUCAACAUAAAAUGUUCAGACCUGAAGAGUAUGAUAAGAUUGUCAGCACCGAGAUUCCAGACAAAGUGAAAUACCUACACUUAUAUAAAAUGGUUAAAAAACACAUGAUGCAUGGUCCAUGUGGUGUUUUAAAUCCAUCAAGUGUGUGUAUGACAAAGAAUGGCAAGUGUAGGCAUUCCUAUCCAAAGGAUUUUUGUAAGGAAACAACCCAGACCAUUAAUUCUUAUCCAGUAUAUAGGCGAAGUAAUAAUGGUGUUAGAGUCAAAGUUAGGCAGCAUUACUUGGAUAAUAGAUGGGUUGUUCCCUAUAAUGCCUAUUUAUUGGCUAAAUUUGAUUGUCACAUUAAUGUUGAAAUUUGUUCAACAAUUCAGGCUGUUAAGUACAUCUAUAAAUACAUUUGCAAAGGACAUGAUAGAAUCAAUUUUCAUGUUAAUUCCGAUAAUCCAAACAGCCAUAUUGAUGAAAUCCAGCAAUAUCGAGCAGCUCACUGGGUCUCACCACGUGAGGCUGGAUGGAGACUUUUUCGUUUUGCUAUGGGCGAAAUAAAACUUGCAGUAAUGCAUUUGCAGCUUCACCUAGGAAACUAUCAGCCUAUAAACCAUUUUGUUUGGCUUCCUGAUGAGAAACGUUGGAAAAUGAGAGAUCGAGGGGACUCUAUAGGAAGAAUAAAUGCAGUUCAUCCGACUGAAGGAGAGAGGUACUACCUUAGGCUUCUUUUAACAAAAGUCCGUGCUCCGAAGUCCUUUGAUGACUUGAAAACUUAUAAUGGUGUACUUGUUAGAACCUUUCGUGAAGCAGCACUUUUAAGAGGGCUGCUUCAAGAUGAUAACAACCAAGAACAUUUUCUUGAAGAGGCUUCUCUCUUUCAUAUGCCUUAUGAAUUGAGAAGACUUUUUGCAACCCUUUUUGUAUAUCUUGUCUUAACAAUCCCAUACAAUUAUGGUUAA